AUGGAACACAAAGGCUCACAAACUUAUUCAUGUCUCAGGUGCCAGAACUUCGAGACGCUUGAGGAUCAGCUGCAUAGCAUUCAAAAUGACCUUUCUGAUUUGACGUCACUUGUCAGAGGCGGGAACAGCGUGAGAUCUUCAUCGCUUGCCGCCGAGGAAUGGGCGUCCGACAAUCUUGCCGGAACAGAUUCAGGACCAGUAGCCCAUACAAACUGUCACAUCGUACGAGACGCGUCACAGUCCCUCGACCGUUAUCAUGGGCCUUGCUCGCUCUAUGCCCUCUGCAAGGAAUUUCAUGACGAUCCCAUAUUUGGUGUUCCUGAUAACAACACCUUGACACAUACUGCCGAGCAUGCCAUGCUCCAAGAAAUGCUUUACGAAGCAAGCAAUGAGCCUCAUCUAGAUAUACCGUCUCAACCUACAGGCAUAUGCCUUCCACCUCGGCAGUUUCUUAAUCUCGUUAUCGGCCCAUUUUUCAAGAACACCGAUUACGCCACUGAUGUCUUCGUGCGAUCAGCUUUCCAACCUCAGAUUGAUCGCAUCUAUUCCCAGCCUAUGGUUCCUUCGGAUGAAGGCUGGGCUAUUUGCUUCAAUGUUAUAGUUCUCCUUGGUAUCAAGAGAGAGCCCACCACUCAGGGCAAUAGCCACUUCAUCCAAUCUCUUCUUCAAACGAUGAGGAUGGCCAUCAAUAACCCACGUGUCUUUUUGACACCAAGGCUUGUUAACGUGCAAGCACUUGCUCUCUUGAGUUACGUGGCUGAGCAAUACAGUACGACAUCACUUGCAGAACUGGUCUUCGCCCAAGCCUGUUUGUUGGCACGUACAAUGGGUCUCCAUCGGGGUUGCACAUCCUCCAACAACCUUCCACCAGAGGCCAUACUAGAGAGACACAAGGUCUUUCAGUCAUUAUAUACCAGAGAUAAAAAUAUUGCUAUACUUCGUGGCUCCACUUCUUGGCUGCCAGGAUAUGAAUCCGGGAUUCCAUCCUCGUUGGAAAGUCAUUCAGAAUCUCCUGGAGCAAUGGCUCGCCUAGAGCUGGCAAAACUUCAGGAUGAAAUUUACCAGAUUUUCCACGGUUCUAGUGCUCCCUCUUCGAAGUAUUCGAGAAAUCAAGCAUUGGGUCAAUCACAGCAAAAGCUUGAACAGUGGGCGUCAACGUACAACAUCAUGCAGACACCAUUCACCUCAACGGAAUCAUUUGCGCUCAUGCUAUCGUUUCUAGCUACAAGAAUUUGCUUGCUUAAAGGAUAUGAUGGUACAAAGGGCAUUCAUAUCUUCAGAGAUGCCAAGGCUUGUUGCCUUGUCUUUCUGUCGGCCACAGCAGCGAAGAAUGACCGUCAUCUUUCUGAAGCUUUGAAUGAGACCCUAGGUUAUCAGAAUAAACGCGAAAAGACCAGCACAAAGAAGGCCAAAAGGAGUCCUCAGGUUGAAGGUGCACUGCCCGAACAUGACGAGAACAGGGUUUCAGUACUCCCUCGUCUUGCUGCAACUUUCCCGCUAGCAGCAGCAUUCAUCAUAGGAAAGACGGUCAUACAACAGCCAAUGACAGACGAGAAUGACACCCCCAGUCAGCCAGAAGAGGAAAUUUCACUGUUGGAAGCACUUCGCGAUCAGUUCGCAUCAGUCGCCGAUCAAGCCCAUGUUGAUAAUCUUGCUUUGAAUUUUAGCAAGAUGCUGGGUCUGUUAGUUCGAAUAGUUCGUCAGAGGCAGUCACCAGGGCAAAGCAGUACACCGUCUAUUGCCUAUAAUGAUUUACCAAAUCUGCAUUCUGCCAGAUCUUCCAGCUCCCUCCACGGUAGUGCUGUAAGUUCCUUCAGAGACACGCCCCCAUGCCCCGAGAAUCAUUCAACAGUCAGCUCGAUUAGUGAGGUUGUGCCGCAUUCUUCCCUUCUCUUACCGUUCACUCAACCACUGGAAUCUCCGACUGGGGGUUCUCCAUGGUUUGCAAACGCUGGCCACGGUAUAAGCGUGAACCAUGCCCCAGUACAUGCAGCGUGGCCUGGCCAAAGCAAGCGACAGUCCGAAGAGGCGGAACUGCCGGUCAAGAGACCGCGAAUCGCUUGUCACGACGAUUUCUUAGACAUUGGCGCAGGAUAUGCCGAUCACGGCUCGCGGCCUGAUGAUGACGUUUUAUUUACAUUCGAUUUUCUCAACACAGGAAAUGAUAUCUCGGCUUUUGGGAUGGAUGAAUAA
Messenger RNA from Fusarium pseudograminearum CS3096, 2193 nucleotides. RefSeq lists its product as uncharacterized. NCBI's taxonomy places the organism in Eukaryota, Fungi, Ascomycota, Sordariomycetes, Hypocreales, Nectriaceae. Bases 1 to 2193 code for a protein of 730 amino acids. Gene Ontology annotation, molecular function: zinc ion binding; DNA binding. Gene Ontology annotation, biological process: DNA-templated transcription. The record is from RefSeq and is a predicted model, not a curated record. The transcript is spliced from 2 exons.